AUGUCGGACCCAAAUUGUCGGAGUGACGCUCAAGUUGAGCUUGCCACGGCCAUCGGUACUUGGCUCGGGCCUAUACUCGGAGCCAUUGCCACGGUUCUUAUGGCCAAUGUUCUAGAGGCGCGCUCCAAAAAAUUCACCCCCGCCGCUUCUGACCUUGAGAGUUCUACCUCUGAUAGAUGCAGUGGUCUCCACCAGGAUAUGACUGCUGAUAUCGUGUCCGUGAGGCAAGAACUGGAGAGGAUAGUCGCAUCUCAGGAUGCGCAGCAGAAGCAGAUUGAUUGCCUCACUGCCAAUGGGGGGGAGUCUCUAAUCCUGCUCGUCAUGGUGAAAACGAGACUUAACUGGUAG
Molecule: messenger RNA, 348 nt
Organism: Penicillium paradoxum
Lineage: Eukaryota; Fungi; Ascomycota; Eurotiomycetes; Eurotiales; Aspergillaceae
Exons: 1
Coding region: 1-348 (115 amino acids)
Source: RefSeq, a predicted model, not a curated record